CGUGGAAUUCCCCACGGAGCGCCGCGUGCGCCGCUGGGCCAUCAGCAUGGAAGAGACGGUGUCGGACCCGACAGGCCUUCACGAGUUCACCUCGUGCAUGCGGAAGGAGUUCAGCCACGAGAACAUCCGCUUCUGGAGCGCCGUCCAUCAGCUGAAGAAGAUGCCGUUGAGCCAGGUGCCCGACGAGGUCCGCCACAUCUACGACGAGUUUCUGCGGCCGGGGGCACCAUGUGAGAUCAAUAUCGACGGAAAAACAAUGGAGCGCACUCAAGAACUUUUGAAAAAUCCCACACGUUUCACGUACGACUACGCAGCUGACCACAUAUUCGACCUGCUUCUGAAGAAGGACUGCUAUCCAAGAUUUUUGCGCUCGGAGCACUACAAAAAUCUGCUGACAAACGCAACAAAUCCCACGUCAAAGAAAAGUUCCACAAGCUCUACAAAGAAAUUCUUCACAUUUGGGGCUCCCGGCAAGAAGAAAAUCUCGUCUGUCACGCCACCAAACAUCAGCCAAUUGGUGGCCAGCUCUGGUCGUCUGAGCAGCGAGGACCAAUCAGCGGUCGCUUCCACUGGAGGGGGCGGAGCCAAGCCGGACUGUGAACCGCCGUACAGGAAGGAGGAGGACGCCGGCAUCUUUCUGGGGGCGCCGGCCACCCCGCCUCCCUCAGCAAGACCGGCUCCCGGGCUCAGUCCUUCCCCAAGUCCUUGUCCAGCACGUCCGAGCUCUGAGCCGCCUCCGAGUACCGGCGCCAGCGGCUCCACGGCUCUGGUGCCAGCCUCGGCCCCCGCCUCUGCGGUCGUCCCGGCCGCCCCUGGUGGUCCCUCGCCUGGAGCGGCACCAGGUGCUGUUGCUUCGCCUGCGGGAGUCGCUGCCGCUUCCGCAUCCUCUUCGCCGUCUCCUGGAGCGACAGCUGCGUCCUUUGCAUUCGCUUCUGCUUCAGCUACCGCUGCGGCUACGCCACCGGCACCAUCUUCAACCAGUGCUUCUGCACCUCCGUCUGGUGCAGGCUCAAAUGCGUCCAGUUCCUCUGCCCUUCCCAAAGCCUCGGAGCAGUCCUUUCUAGCCUCAUCCUCUCCAAAGAACAUCGUACAGGGUCCCGGUGGUUCCACGACCACUUCAACCGUGCCGGGUGGUAGCGGUACUUCGGCAACUGCAGCACAAGGAUCAGCAGCAACUGCAGCUGCUUCAGGGCUGGCAAGCUCUUCGCCAGCGGCAGGUACCCCGGCAGAAAAAGCUGGCUCUCCGGGACUGGCAUCUGGAGCCCCAAGCGGAGUAGAGGGUGCGGCAAAAGAGCAAGCCUCAGUCGCAGGUCCUUCACCAACCUCGGGGGGAUCGUUGAAAGGAGGAGCUUCAGCUGGAGCUGCUUUCUUUCCUGAGGGUGGUGAAUGUUCAGCAGUGGCGCCUCUGGAGCUCGUACCAGGAAGACCUUCUUCAUCUGGGGUGCAGGUGGAACGAAAACACAGUCGAGCGAAGGGCGAAGAGGUAACUUCGCUGCCUGGGGAUGCCGCGAGCUUGCUAGCCACAGCAGCGGAGGAAGGCGCUGCCGGAACAGAAACGAAGGAUGGCGAAUACAUUGUGGAAGUAAAAGAUGCUGCCGUUGGAACAUCGCCCACCACUGCUGAGUAUCAGGUGGCAGCGGCGGUCGGCCCUGCGCUCUGCCCUCCGCCUCCAGUGGUCUCCGGUGACGUCCCUGCUGCCUGGACCCCCGCCAUCGCGCCUCCGGUCAUGUUCCAGGACAUGACCGCACCGCUAGCCACCAUCGACGAGCGCGACGAGCCCACGCCUCCCCCUCCACCUCUGCCUCUGUCACCGCCGUCGGCGACAACAGGAUCUCCAGCAUCCGCUUCCCACCUGGCGUCGGAGGGAGCUGUCGGUUUGGGGUCAGCAUCCGCAUCAGGCGCUGUUGGUGGUGCGGCAAAAUCGGGCUCAGCGUCUGGCGGUCCAUUUCACACGGAGAUCGUUACGCUGACUGAUCGCUGCGCACAAACCGUGGAGACGGGCGAUAGCGUCGACUAUGGCUCCACUACGGACAAGCAGUGCGAGGCCAACCUUCCACGGGAGCGAGGUACGCGACGCAAGGAGAAGAAAGUCAAAAUCUUCGAGGGGCAGCCUCCGGGCGCCGCAGUGGCAGGACCAUCAGGUUUGGGUGCUGGUGCUGAGGCAGCGACUUCCGAAGAUGCUGCGAAGAGAAGGUCGCGAAGCGCUUCCGCCGACGCGAAACGCGAGAGGAAGGAGUCGCGUGCGAGGCGCGAGCCGCGGAAGAAAUCCUCCAGCGAGAGGAGAAGAGCGCGGCUUGAGGAGAGCGAGCUGGCGGAGGGCACAUCGAGGCAGGGGGUUUCGCCGAAGCGGGGCGACGUGGUGGCACCCGCGGCUGGUGAGCCACCACCGCAGAAGCUCGACGAAAGCAGCGUCUGUCCCUGGGAGAACGAAGAAACUUGUCGGCUUGACGCACCCUUCGUGAAGACGUACGCCACAUUGGGAUAUUUGUAGCGCCUCAGACGACGUGCUCUUCGACUCUCCUUCUGCGGGACCUGCGCAGUGCGCGAACGGACGUCCUCCCGCACUCUCGCUCCUCUCGCGCUCUGUCCUCUCUCUCUCUCCGCGCGAGUGCAGUGAAUGACACUCGGGUCGUGGACAGUCGCCGCAGCAAGGGUCGGUGGUGCCGCUGAAAUAUGACGUCAUUGGUAAAAUCAGGCGGGAUUAUAACACGUUACAACCUACCCUGGGAGCCAGCCACAUAUUUCAGAGCCGCUAGAACGAGGCUGGAUACCUGACAGCGAUCAGGCGAAAGAUCUGAGAAAGCUGACUUGGCGAUACAACCGGCAAAACGCACACAGGAGUGACCUGACAAAAGCACGAGUCACUUUCCGCUGACACUGCGAAAGAUGACACUUACCAACAUCUAGAGAGAGUGACGCUGUCUGACACUGCGAGACACCACACGAACGAAAAUCCCACACUCACACCGCGGUUGGGUCUACUUUGAGGGGAAAUCGCCGUUUGGCACCGCCCGCCGUCCACCGACUUACAUGAGCCCACUGAAUACAAGUCGACCUGUGGGCGGUAGCUGGCGGCGAGAGGACACUAGCGUUCUCGACUAGCGGCGCGACCCUUUCGACGUUUGACCGGGACCGUCUGCCCACGGUCCCCGCCAGCGCUGGAGCGUUGCUCCGCCAGUCGCGACCGGUCUGAAGAUGAGCUAGUUGGUAAGUGGGGGUGCCGCGGCGCCGGGGCUCGUCGCCGACCACCGAAGGGACGCCGGACAUCGUGGGGUGGUUGGCGACGGGCGCGGGGGUCGUGUCACACUCAGUUGGCUAGGUGAGAAGCUCAGGACGGCUACCGAGGGAGGAAAGGGGUGGUAAAUGGAAAGGGGACUGCCGCAGUGUGAUGCAGGGUACUGAGAAGUAUAGAGAAGUACUGGUACCGACGAGUACCAGUACCAAGUAAAGCAGUACCAGUGUCAAGUACGCCAGUAUCAGCAAACAUCAGAAAAAUGUCUGAUGAACGUAUGGCGUUCCAAGGGUGCAGUGAAAAGAGAAAAGAAGGACAAAUAAGGUCACUCGUGCACAAAGUGAACCCUGGAUGAAUAACGAUACGCUACACAGACACACUAGCGUGCAAGAGGCACAAACGAAGUGUCCAAAUGUACACCAAAUGCACAGUCACAAAUCGCACAAUCGCUGGCGACAAGGGUCACGAGAUCACAGCCGUGCUCAGCACAAAAUCCCAACGCUGUCAGCUGACUGGAUUUGGCCCUUCCAGUGGUGUGCCGCCUUUCCCAAUGACGUCAUAUUUCUGUGGCUCCGUCUGACCCGGACGGUAUGGACGGCGUGACGUGGUGAAUGCCGACACACACAGAACAGGGGGCUCAACUGAGGCCGUGUGUGCGCCGGACAGGCUGCAUACCGGCCUCUCAGACCCCCCAGAGCCGUGCUAUUGUGUAUCUAGAGAGCAGGGACCACUUCCCGUGAUCUGUCGAAAUUUGUGCGCUGCUUUUUUUUUGGUGACCGAACGCGUCAGCGGCCGGUGGCUAAGAGGCUACACUCAGAGAUGUUUGUCAAAAUAGUUUGUGACGCGAUGAGGCUCUCACACGUCAGCACUCUGCUUUGAUACGGUGUGAGCUGUGAGAUAGAGGGUCUGUUUGAAUCGCUGAAAUGUUUUAUCCCGCACGCCGCUUUGCUUCGUCUGGGCGCCUGGCGGCUAUAGAUUGCACUACUAGUUCCCGCGUUUGCCGCUAGGGUGACGCGGUCGCUCAGCUGUGCUGCCGUUUCUGCGAACGGUGCACACCGCGACACCGACCGGUGUGUUGUUGCCGUACGAACUCGCGGCGCUGUAGCGAUGGACAGGGUGGAUGUUUGAGAGAGUUCGCCGGUCUGGUGAUUCUCGUGGGUGUCUCGGUGACUGUUGGCCCCGCUCCUCCCCGCUUCUCCCAAUUCUCGGACCCGAAUCCGGUUGCAAAGCGUCGCAGCUACCGUUACCAUCGCGACCACAGAUGUCGCUGCAGUCGCCUCAGUGCAGUGGUGCUUCCACCACCAGGCUCCAGCCGGCGGCGACCGGAGGAAAAACUCAGAAACAUGCUUCUCUUCGGCCACGGUGGACGAUAACUGUUGAGAAUGAGAGCCAACCGUGUGUGCUAAACCGACCCCUCGCCAGCCACGAACAACUCGGCCACUGAGGCUCCACAACAGCAAUGCCGGCGGAUAAACGGCUCACACGUGUGCGUUCGGCUCGACGCUGGGGCCGUGAGAGAAAGCUCCAAAGUGAGAUGUGAGCUCCCAGGGACCGGUCCACAGUAGAGAUGCCAGUUUCCGCGGCUGGCCCACCUGUCAGGCAGGACCAAUGUGCGCGCUAGAAUUAACGUAUUGUACCGGUAGAAUCGAGAGUGCUCUCGAGUUUGUUCGAUAUCAAAGUAAUACGAAUAAUAAUCCACAAAUGGAAA
Amphibalanus amphitrite is the source of this 4940-nucleotide messenger RNA. Its product is annotated as mucin-19-like. NCBI's taxonomy places the organism in Eukaryota, Metazoa, Arthropoda, Thecostraca, Balanomorpha, Balanidae. The annotation marks the transcript as partial. The transcript is spliced from 7 exons. Gene Ontology annotation, biological process: regulation of G protein-coupled receptor signaling pathway. The record is from RefSeq and is a predicted model, not a curated record.